Helicoverpa zea (corn earworm) is the source of this 5131-nucleotide messenger RNA. Its product is annotated as WD repeat-containing protein 48 homolog. The transcript is spliced from 4 exons. Gene Ontology annotation, biological process: double-strand break repair via homologous recombination; protein deubiquitination. Gene Ontology annotation, molecular function: ubiquitin binding. Bases 269 to 2215 code for a protein of 648 amino acids. The record is from RefSeq and is a predicted model, not a curated record. Lineage: Eukaryota; Metazoa; Arthropoda; Insecta; Lepidoptera; Noctuidae.
CUUGGCCGGUUUAUUUUUUGUUGCUAUAAAUUCCGAACGUAUUAUUUCACAAAUAGUUAUUGUCGUUCUGAACGCAGUUUUAGUAAGCGUUCGUAUUGGUCAAUAUUUACGUAAGUAGAAGACAGCCAAUAGCAGCCGACCAGCCAUUUUCCUCAAUCUGUCAAAAAGCAAAUGUCAAACAUUUCUGAAACAAACCUCAAUAAUUUUGCGAAUAUUCUAACAAAAGUGUAAGAAAUAUUAGUCAAAUUCCGUUUUAAAAUGUCGGAAAAUGGGCACGAUGCGUAAGAAAACUCAAGUGUCGUUCGUGAUUAGAGACGAGGAGGAACGGCGGCAUAAAAAUGGUGUUAGUUCAUUGCAACUCGAUCCGAUACAGGGCCGACUGUAUUCGGCCGGCAGGGAUGGAAUCAUUCGUGUGUGGAGUACUGCUACCGGUGUUCAGGACCGAUACAUCCAGAGUAUGGAGCACCACACCGACUGGGUAAACGAUAUCGUGUUAUGUUGCGGCGGCAAAAACUUAAUCAGUGCUUCGUCAGAUACGACUGUGAAGGUAUGGAAUGCGCCCAAAGGUUUCUGUAUGUCGACAUUACGAACUCAUAAGGACUAUGUACGUACAUUAGCGUACGCUAAAGACAAAGAACAGGUGGCUAGUGCCGGUUUAGACCGAGCAAUCUUCCUAUGGGAUGUCAACACAUUGACAGCUUUGACUGCCAGUAACAACACAGUUACAACGUCAAGCCUUGUCGGCAACAAAGAGUCUAUAUACAGUUUGGCUAUGAACCCUCCUGGAACUAUUCUAGUUAGCGGAUCUACUGAGAAAGUACUCCGUGUUUGGGACCCCAGGAACUGUUCAAGACUUAUGAAGUUAAAAGGACAUGCAGAUAAUGUUAAAGCUUUAGUUGUAAGCAGAGAUGGAACGCAGUGUGUAUCAGGCAGCUCGGACGGAACAAUAAAAUUGUGGUCUCUAUCACAGCAGCGUUGCAUUUCUACUAUAAGAGUACAUUCUGAAGCUGUGUGGGCAUUAUUAGCUACUGAAACAUUUACUCAUAUCAUUUCCGGUGGAAGAGAUAGGCUAGUCAUUAUUACAGAAUUACGAAACCCUGAUAACUUUAUGAUAGUAUGUGAAGAAACUGCCCCUAUACUUAAAUUAUGCUUUACCGCUGACCAGACAGGAGUUUGGGUGUCAACAUCAGAGUCUGACGUCCGAUGCUGGAAACUGCCUCCUUUGAAUUCCCUAGACAUGUAUAACCAAAACAAUUAUAAUACUAACAAUGUGUACCAAACACAGCCAAUUCAUCACAUUCCCGGAGGUCCUGCAAUAAAACAUUACACUGUAUUAAAUGAUAAGAGACAUGUGGUCACAAAAGAUACCGCGAACAACGUAGCCCUAUAUGACGUAUUAAAAGCUUGUAAAUUAGAAGAUUUAGGAGAAGUAGACUAUGAGGAAGAAGUGAAGAAAAGGUUCAAGAUGGUUUACGUACCGAAUUGGUUCAACGUUGAUUUGAAGACUGGGAUGUUGACGAUACACUUGGGGCAGGACGAAACAGACUGUUUGAGUGCAUGGGUUAGUGCCAAAGAGGCGGGAUUGACGACGGAGAAUGAUCAGAAGGUGAACUUUGGUGCGUUGUUAUUGCAAGCGCUGUUGGAUCAUUGGAAUCAUCCAAAUAGAGUGAAUGAAGCUGGGCAGAGGGUGAUCGGGAAUAAUUAUUUCAAUGUACCUCUGCAUACUCCUCUUAUAUUUAGUGAAGUUGGUGGGAGAACACUUUAUAGAUUACAAGUAGGUGACGCAGGCGGUGAGACAGAAGGCAAUCUCCUCGUAGAGACGGUGCCAUCAUGGGUGGUGGACGUAGCUAUAGAGAUGGCUGCACCCAAGCUGAACAAACUGCCCUUCUACUUACUGCCGCAUUCCAGCUGUCAGAGUAAACAGGAUCGGCAGAAGAAGGACCGUCUAGUAGCCAACGACUUCAUCCAAUGCCGUAAAGUAGCAGAACACGUGGUAGAGAAGAUAGUGGGCGGUGGCGACGUGAACGGCGCGAGUGCCGGCAGCGGCCGCGCCAGCGCCAACGAGGACAGCGGCAACGACGCGCCGGAGGAGAGGGUCGAGCUGCUCUGCUGCGAUCAGGUGCUCGACCCCAACAUGGACCUUCGUACCGUCCGCCACUUCAUAUGGAAAUCCAACGUGGAGUUCACACUACACUACAGAGUUCUAAAACAAUGAAACAAGCCUUAUUUCUCUAAGGACCAGUUUCGAAAGUAUUGCACUUUCCACUGCAUCUAUAGACUAUGACAGUGAUGUGAUCGAACGGUUUUAUCAAUGUAUUUAUUUUUCCCAAUGUCAAUACUUUGACUGGUUGCGGGAAAUUCAAAUAUAAAAUCCAAACUAAUAUUAUAAAUGCGAAAGUAACUAUCUGUCUGUCUGUCUUUUCUUCACGCCUAAACUACUGAACCGAUUUGUGUGAAAUUUGGUACAGAAAUAGUUUGGAACUUGAAAAAGGACAUGGGAUAGUUUUGAUUACAAAAACCAAAAUUUAUUCCAGACAUACAGCGCCAUCUAUUAGUCAAAAGUCGGCAUCAAUUCACUAUUCCAAGCGUACGAAGUCGCGGGCAUAAGCUAGUGUGUUUAUAUUAAAACAUUUUAUAUUUAAAUUGACCGCUACCGGCUACCGGAAUUCCUUACCCAGACCAAUUAAAUUGUCUUUGCAGUAGUAAAGAACGAAUGCAGUAUAAGUAUUAUAUUGAAGUUUAACAUUUUAUUGUUGCAUUGUAUUGUAUUUAUGUAUGUAUUCCAUAUUUAAAAUAUAUUUUUCAUGAUAUUUGUAAUAGCUAGUCCAAAUGAGCAAUCAAUAAUCUGUAUAAAAAUUACAAUUUAAUUUCAAAUCCUAAAAAAAAUUAUAGUGACAUUUUCAUAUUCUUACAAAAUGUUGGGAGCGAUCUCAUUGGUAGAAACUACACAUGAAAAUACGUUUGACCAAUAGAAACACGAUAUUCACCUGUCACUUUUGGCGCGAACCGCCAUCUUUAAUUCCUAACCUCUAUAAAUAAGAUACGAUAAUAUUUAAAUGUAAUAAAAGCUUUAAACAUUAAAAGCGACUCGCGAACUCGUUUUAAAGCUUGAAUAAAUAUAAAAGAAAACGACUGUUAAUUAAUUACAAUAAAAUAAAUAUAUAUACUAGUAAAUACGGUGUGUUCAUAAUCUACCAACGGUUACCUUAAACAUCAUUUUUGUACAUGGGUGCGUUCAUAACGUGGUAGAAAUACAUAAACCUUUGGUCUUACACAUCUUUAUAAUUAGAGCAAGGAGGUUGACCCUCAUCAAGUUAGGAGUAAACUAUUGUAGGGUAGCUAAAUGAUAAACAUGGAUUAUAGAAAAUGGACAUCAUUACUUAGAAUAGUAUCAGAAAAAUGUGAAAGUGACAGCUACCAAACGGCCUGUAGAAGAUACGCUUUCUUUUUCUUUUAUAUUUGUGGUCAAUAUUUUGUUGAAUGGGUAAUCCAUUUUCUGUUUAUGAAUGUCAACUGUAGACAUCAUUAUUGCCACAGAUGUAUUUUAAUCAACACUUAUCAAUUCUUUCUUUCUACAACGAAUGCUGUAUGUACCUACUCUGAGUGUUCAUGAUUUCAACAAGUGUAUCACCAUAAAGUACUGUUCAAUGAAAUAGUUCCAAUUACACUAAAUAAAUAAUUGUAUCAGAAUGUAUUAAAGUUUGUAAAAAAUAUGCUAACACAAUUAUGUAAAUCACACAAUUAUGUUAAUGUCAAUGUAUGUGAUUGACUAAAUUUCAAACAUAUUUUCACAAAAUAACUGCCAUAGAAAUUAUAUCAAUUAUUUUGAAGGUGCUUCAAAACUGCUUAUAUCGUAAUCGAAAUUUAAUAUAUAAAAUAUUAUUCUUAAAGCGAGUUUGAACUAUGUUUUCAUUAUACGUUUACCAUAAAUACUGGCGUCAAAUAAAACCUAUUUUACUGAUCACAUAAUACAUAAUCAGCGAUUGUGAAUAUAAUUGUACAUCUAGAUAAUAUUAUAAUGUACUUGGCUAUAAAAAACUCGUUCAUAUAAAAUUGUAUAGCACACUACACUAUUAGGUAAAAUAUAUAAGUAAUUAAUAAAUAAUUGUAUUUAUGUAACAUCUGAAAUUAUCUAUUGUUAAGAUGGUAUUAACGAAAUUCCUAAGCAUAAACGUAAAGUGAAGUUGCCACCAGAUUUUCAUGAUAGAUAAAUGGCAGAAGUACGAUAGUUAACAGUUAUCGUCAUAUAAGUUUGCUGCUCCGACGUUAGCCACAAGUGACCUCGCGGAAGGUAAUGAAACAACAAUAAUCAAAAAACAAUAAUAGUAGUUCCAGUAAUAGUAACAGCGCUUAAAGUGGCUGACUUCAGAGUGGCAAUUUUAUUUGACGAGUAUUGUCAUUUCAACAAUAAUGUUGUUUUCUUUAUGUUUGUAAUAUUAUUUCGUCAAUUUCUGGUGUAAACUGUACCUAGUUUCGGUGUUUCCGAUCAUUGGGCUUAAUUCUUUUUGAUUCCAAUGUGUUAUUUUGGUUUUAAGAGAUAUUGCCCCAAUUUUCUUUGUAGCUAUUUUAUUCCUGUAUUAAAUUUAUUAAUUCUUUGUCUAUAAUGAUACUUAUUGAUAAAAUUGUUCAUAAAUAAUUGAAAUUCUUGUAUCUUAAUUUAAUUUUGAUGCAAAAUUAUUGCCAGUGAAAAUAUCUCGUCGCUUUGGUUGCUCUUGGGAAUAGAAAUAAGGAAUUAAAACAAUACUUAAGACCUCGUUGCACCAUUUAACUAUAACGAUAACCAAACCAUAACCAGCCGUAUACUUGCCGCCCAUUGGUCAAAUCGGCAAUUUGACAGCUGAAAAUGGUUCGGUUAUUGUUAAAGUUGAAUAGUGUACUGACCCUUAUAAAAAAUAACUUUCAAAGUGUUCAGAAACCGCCAUGGCAGCUAGAAUUGCGGUUGGCAAUUUGUCAGUGUAGCCCUCUACAAGAAUUGUUCGAUAAUGGGCUCUAGCGACUAAAAUAAGUUUCAAGUCACAAUAUAAGUGGAGUCGACGCGAAAGAUAAAUACGUGUAGAUGCUCUAGAGAUGUCUACUGUAAAAUUGUGGCAUGCUUGUAAUUAUACUAUUUGAAAUAAAGUUGUUAAUUUAA